UAUUUAAUAUUACUUAAAAAUCUUACGUAAAGAAUUCUAAAAAAGAUUCUCUUUUUUAAUUCUUCUUUCUGAAAUGUUAUUUAUAUAAAAGAAACUGAGAAAAAGGGACUCUAAGAUACUAUCGAGUUCGAAUUUUUUUAUAUUUAAAAAAUUAUCAGUUAUUAUUAAUUCUCUCUUUGUUCACGAAUGUUUUUCUUAUUGCAUUCAUAAAGCAUAUAUUGUUGACAUAAAAAAUAUUUCUGUAUGAAUUUGACAAGUUCUGAGGAAUUCUAAUGAGGGGUAUGUAACUUUCUACGUUAUUUUUUAACUAUUUUUCUACGAAUUCCCGAAUUCUACGAAUCAUAAUUCAGAAAGAAAGAAAACUUUAUGAAAACUUUUAAAAUGAACCGUUCUAUCUGGCUAGCGUAAUUGAUACGCAAGUUGAUACGCAGAGAUGAAGAUAUGCAAAUCGAGAUCGAGUACCGAGAGAGACAAGAAUAAUCUUCACAACGUGACAUCAAAACGUUCGAAUGGUAAUUCGGGCUGAGAGACCUUCAGGCAUAUAAGACGCUCGAGCGGGAGAGAUGCUCAUUUUCGCGCUAAUUACAAAGCGCACUCGCGUUUCCACUCGAAAAGCUUCCACGAUACACGUGUUCUCUCGACGUCGUACGGCACGGAAGAAAAAGGAAAGGAAGUCUUGUGUCGUUUGUGUCGUGUAAUUCCCAUAAAUGGCAAGAAAAUUACCAUAUGUGAAAGGCCAUGCAUAUUUUGAGAGGAACCCGAUAGCCCAUAAUGCCAAUUGGCCAAUUUAAUAUAAAAUCUUCUAAUUGAUAGUUUACCAGAAAAUCUCUAGGCAUUAAUUGAUAUGAUUGAGCGUUGCUGAUAUGAUCGAGAUGUGUGCUAACGGGACCUUUCCAUAUUUUUAUCUCAGCGAGAUCUCACGUCUUUUUUUCUCAUCAUUCCUCCUUCACGUCUUGUCUUUAUCUAUUGCUCUUAUAUUACAAUGGUAUUAAACACUAGAUUUAUCUUUGCCGACUUGUACUUUUUUUUUCUUUAUUGACUCUUCGUUGUCACACCUCUGUCACAUAAUACGAUUGUCAAUACUGGAUCCAGUGGACCCUGUAUGAAGUUCGUUGUACGUAGUAGUUCAAAGGAUCAGAGAUAUUAAUGUUAAAAAAUUUAACAAUAUACUUUACGAUUUAGAGAAUGUAUUUCAAUUAUUCACAUGGUAAAAUUUGAUUAUUUAGUAUUAGAUUAAAUAGUAAAAAAAAUGAAAAAUUUAGAAAUUUGUAAUUUUUUCGAAAAAAAAAAAAUCGUUUUUUUUAUUUUUAGAGUUAGUUUUAAUGCUAAGAGAAUACUUCAAAAGAUGGCUUCAUAAGUAUCAUUUUCUAUUUUCCAUAAAAGAUAUGCUUUAUCAAAGUGAAAUACAGGGUCCACUGGACCCACUGAAAUACGUAUACUGCACUGACGGUCUAAACGCGAGAGAAGGAUAAACGAUUAAAAGGGUAUACACUUCUCCUUGUCGUACAGUCUAGUUAAAAAGCUUAAAACAAAAGUUCAGACUCUUGCAUCACAUCUGAUAUGUCAUAUAAUGUCAUAUAAUGACUCACAUUUCGUCAUAGAGCAUGUAGUUUUAACUCAGUGAGAAAUAGUGUGCUUUCUAGCAAGACACAGUGUAACAGUGUCCACUAGUGUGAGAAAGAACAUAUCAGUGUCUCACUCACACUAGUAGGCACUGUGUUACACUAGCUGUGUCUUGCUGGAAAGCACACAUGAUGUUCGAAAAAAAUGUCGGACGACAUCGAUUUGAUGGCUUUUUGACCAGGGCCCCAAUUCUGUACCGCAUCAGUACCGCAUACCGACAACUAUCGGUGUCGUUGCGCAGAUUUUUUGCCAUAUAAAAUAUCUGCGCAACGAUACCGAUACUUGUCGGUAGGCGGUACAGAAUUGAGCCCCAGUGUUUUUGAUGCAUUCGAUGUCGAUUGACAUUGAUUUGAUGUCUUUUCAAUCUUUAUUUCUCAUCAUUGUACGCAUGCAUAGAAAAUUAAAAAAAAAAAGAGAAAUACUCUUUUGAUAGAAGUCUGUCCUUCCCUCGCAUUCCGUUUAUGGCAUAUGAAUGCCAGUGACAUUUUCAGUUGAAAUAUACCUAUAUUUCAGUGGAUGAAUCCUAUGUGACAAUGAAGGAUUAAAACUAUAAAAAGAAGGCAACUUAAGUAUCAUGGAGAAAGUACACGUUUAAAAUGCAAGCAAAAUUAUGCAGGAUAUAAAUGGCUGUGCCUUAUAAAUCUCCAGAGGUGAACACUACUUUGAGCAAGGAAGAGAUUCAUAAGAGAUUCCAAGAUACCGCGAAGAUUAUAUUUCAGGAGGAACAAGACAGAAAGAAAGAACUCGUCAACUACCUUAGUAUUGGUAACAGUCGCAAAACAAUAGUAUAUAGUAACAAUGGAAAUGAUCCCGUUAUCAUACGCAGACCUGCAGAUUAUGCGAAUGCUCACUCAUCGCAGACGUCACAAGAACAUCACAAACCAAACGAUUGUAUGAUAACGUAAAAAGUAAAAAAUAUUGUAAUUAUUUACUCAAUAUAUUUAGUUAUUAACAUGUCAA
Monomorium pharaonis (pharaoh ant) is the source of this 2583-nucleotide messenger RNA. RefSeq lists its product as uncharacterized. Lineage: Eukaryota; Metazoa; Arthropoda; Insecta; Hymenoptera; Formicidae. Bases 2247 to 2528 code for a protein of 93 amino acids. The transcript has 3 exons. The record is from RefSeq and is a predicted model, not a curated record.